Messenger RNA from Corythoichthys intestinalis (scribbled pipefish), 2416 nucleotides. RefSeq names its product 5-hydroxytryptamine (serotonin) receptor 2B, G protein-coupled (gene htr2b). Lineage: Eukaryota; Metazoa; Chordata; Actinopteri; Syngnathiformes; Syngnathidae. The transcript is spliced from 3 exons. Gene Ontology annotation, biological process: G protein-coupled receptor signaling pathway, coupled to cyclic nucleotide second messenger; chemical synaptic transmission; vasoconstriction. The record is from RefSeq and is a predicted model, not a curated record. Gene Ontology annotation, molecular function: G protein-coupled serotonin receptor activity; neurotransmitter receptor activity. Gene Ontology annotation, cellular component: plasma membrane; dendrite. The coding region runs from base 208 to 1608 and encodes 466 amino acids.
UCCCCACAAUCAUCCAGAGGUUGUCUCUUUUUUUUAAAUAUUAUAUUUUGCCUAAGGGGAUGAUGCAUCUACACUGCCCCUGAGUUCUUUUGGCCUACCUAAUUGCCCUUCUCUGUGGAUACCAGUGACAAUGCUGACCAAGCCUGCAAAACCACAAAGAUCAGAGUCUAUACCCACAAUAAGACCUGCAGGAACCUUUACUGCAUUAUGUCCCAGUCAGAUGUGGCUCCACUGGAGGUUGGGGGCUCCGAAACCUCUGGGGUUCAGUUAAAGUGGGCUGCGCUGCUUAUUAUUAUGGUCAUAAUUCCUACUAUUGGCGGAAACAUCUUGGUAAUUCUUGCCGUGUCGCUUGAGAGGAAACUCCAAAAUGCCACCAACUACUUCCUGAUGUCACUUGCGGUGGCUGAUUUACUGGUGGGACUUCUGGUGAUGCCAGUUGCCCUGGUGACUGUUCUUUACAAUUCCGACUGGCCCCUUCCAGACUUCAUCUGCCCUAUUUGGCUCUUCCUGGAUGUGCUGUUUUCGACUGCAUCCAUCAUGCACCUGUGCGCCAUCUCACUGGAUCGCUACAUUGCCAUCAAGAAGCCAAUCCAGCACAGCCAAUUCAAAUCCAGAGCAAAGGCCAUGGUCAAGAUAGCACUGGUGUGGCUUAUAUCCAUUUGUAUAGCAAUCCCUAUUCCAAUCAAGGGUCUCCAUAACUACCAACCCAGAAACAACAUCACCUUCAACAGUAACCACACGUGCCAGCUUAAAACAGACACCUUCCGGGAAUUCAUCAUGUUUGGAUCCAUGGCAGCAUUCUUUGUUCCUUUGAUCAUAAUGAUGGUCAUCUACCUGCUUACCGUCCAAGUGCUGCGCAAAAAGGUUUAUUUACUCAGGUCAAAGGUGAUACAAUGCUGCAGCAACCAGACAGUGUCCACAGUAUUCCAAAGGGAACAAAAUCCUGGGACUGCUAAUCAAGUUGACCAAUGUCACAUGAUGUACAGUAGAUUUCCUAGGAUGCAACAAAACUCUGUUGUAGGCACAGCAAACCCUCCUAUCAUUGAGAUGCCCAUCCGCAGAUUGUCCACGAUGGGAAAGAAGUCAAUGCAGACUCUAAGCAAUGAGCAGCGGGCGUCAAAGGUGCUGGGCAUAGUCUUCCUCCUGUUUGUAGUCAUGUGGUGCCCGUUCUUUAUCACUAAUGUCACCUCUGUUCUAUGUACCACGUGUAAUGCCAACAUCAUCUCCCGACUGAUGGAAAUCUUUGUGUGGGUGGGCUAUGUAUCAUCUGGGAUCAACCCGCUGGUUUACACACUCUUCAACAAGACGUUCAGGGAGGCAUUUACACGCUACAUUACCUGUAAUUAUAAGACCUGCGCAAGUCAUCAGACUGACAGAAAUCCAAAGAACUCGAAUGCAGAACGGACUCUAACGAGACUUUCAUUCAAAUCUUCUGUGGCCGAGAACUCCAAACUCUUCAUGAAAAGGAGCAUGAGGAAUGGCAGUGGCGCAGCGAGUUACCAAAAUCACCAUACAUCUGUUCAAUCAUUUAGCGGUGUCGUGUUAGACCAAAUGCACUCGGCUGACAACUAUGAUGCGAAGCAUGAGGAACAUGUAAGCCGCCUAUGAAGCUAUAACAAUCCAAUCAACAUGAAAGCAAAACCUAGUUUUUUUUCCCUAAUAUAAAACACAACGGCAUCCAUUUUCAAAAAGCUGGAUUGAUUGGAUUAUGUUUUAAUGGGGCUUUGUAAUGUAAUGUACUUUCCUUGAAACUCGACCAACCUACUGGAAUUUUCCCCAGAACUGCACAAUGCUACACUGAAAAAUCGCUACAUAUAGCAUUUUGCCAGCUGUUGUCAUAACAUUUGUCAAAAUCACAUGCCAUUUAGGGAAAACAACACAGUUACUGCUCAUCCUGUAACAAACUUAAUAGUUUACCAUCUACUUAAAAAGGACAAGACCUUAGUCAAACCAUUGACUACUUGACAAAAAAGAAAAGAAAAAAAACAAAAUCAUAAACUAUUUCAAGCUUAAAAAUAAAUUCUAUGAGGUAUUUUAAUAACUCAAAAACUGCCACUGACGGUUAUACUGUAGAAGUCAAACAUCCAUGUUUACUAGGAAAGCUAGCAGUGAAAGUUAAAUUAUCAAACCCAUUCAUCAAAUUGUUGCAUUAAUUUGGACAGUGGUAAAAAAAUCUCAGAACAUAUGUACAGUAGCUUUUUUCUCAUUUACAUCUCUAGAAAAUUUUAUACUUGCUCAAAUGUAAUAGCAUGGGGUUUCUUCAUAAAAUAACCAUAAAGAAUGGAAACAUCACGAUGAUUCUAAACAUGCCAAAUAAAAUUUGUUUCCAAAAUGAAAUGUGUCUUUUCUCCAAAACAUUCAUUUUAUUUGUUGAUAAUUAACGUUAAGACUUUUGCGCAUCCCUGAGAAGACCUUA